AUGGAGAAAUCAGCAUCAAAGAGCCUGUGCAUCUUCCCAGUGGUGGCCUGGCUGCUGCUUACCACGACAGUUCUCCUCAGCGCAACUAGUAUUCAAAGUGUCAAUGCCAGCGUUAGCUGGGAUUGGGACAAUUCCACGGUCGGCAGUACUGUUGUAGCCGACGACCAAGAAUUCCUUGUGGAUUCUCAGUUUGGCAAUGUUCUUGCUUCUGGAGGAAGUACUGUUUACCGCGCAUUAAACCGAAAGCCAAUUUGCAGUGCAAAUUUCUACGGGAAAUGCCUUCAGAAGGCUGGGGGUAAUACUCAAAUCAGGCCAUGCCUCUACAGCCAGCUGUGUCGCCACUAA
Molecule: messenger RNA, 345 nt
Organism: Coffea eugenioides
Lineage: Eukaryota; Viridiplantae; Streptophyta; Magnoliopsida; Gentianales; Rubiaceae
Exons: 1
Coding region: 1-345 (114 amino acids)
Source: RefSeq, a predicted model, not a curated record